Molecule: messenger RNA, 2848 nt
Organism: Sycon ciliatum
Lineage: Eukaryota; Metazoa; Porifera; Calcarea; Leucosolenida; Sycettidae
Product: aprataxin and PNK-like factor
Exons: 12
Coding region: 123-1964 (613 amino acids)
Biological process (GO): double-strand break repair
Cellular component (GO): nucleus; site of double-strand break
Molecular function (GO): DNA-(apurinic or apyrimidinic site) endonuclease activity; protein binding; 3'-5' exonuclease activity
Source: RefSeq, a predicted model, not a curated record
AUGAGCAUCAGAUCACAGUUUUGUCGAGGUGGCUACCACAUCUUGCUGCUGCUCCAGAAUUCCGAUGUGCUUCGUGAUCAUUCAUCACUAGCUCCUUCGCUCGUUUCUUAGAAGCAGCCACUAUGUUCUGUCUGAAGCUUGCUGAUGGCGGUAAAGAAAUACAAGUACCGGACGGGGAGACGGUGAUCGGACGUGGCUCACAGUUUGAGAUCACGGACAAGCGCGUAUCUCGCUCUCACGCUAAGAUUUCCUUGGAGAACGGUCUCCUCCGUAUUCUUCCUACUCACACAAAUCCAUGUUUUUAUGCUCCCAACUCCGGCACCAAGCGUGAAACUCUGAAGAGAAAUGAGUGGAAGAAUCUAGAAGAUGGGUCGGUUCUUUCACUGCUGCCGAAUGAUUGUGUCUUCGACAUUGUGAAAGUUCCCGUUGGUAAGAAUGGCGAUGUCGACACUGACUCGGGUACGGACAUUGAUGGCGAACUGGAGCAGGCCGCUCAGCAGGCGAUGGCAGAAGCGAGGGCCGAGAUGAAAACGUCGCCGCCUGGAGCUAAAGAUGGCGCUGCUGCUGAUGCUGCCCGGUCCCCAUCAUCGCCAGCACACACCGCAUUUGCAGACAGCAAAGUGGACGACAGUACUAGUGUGUGCACCAAUGCCUCCCAAAGUUCAGGCAAGGCAUUGUCAUCAGUAACUGACCUCUCCUCAACUAGCAAGCAACCUGAUACAGCUGCCCGCAAAUCACCUGGCAUGUCCUCUGCCGCUAGUCUCACCACAUCCCAGACAGCUUCUUCACAGCCUCAAGCCAAGCGACAACUUCCUGGCUGGAUGCUGACAGGUGCAGCGAAAACCACCGGCCGCGCCACCAGUGCAUCUUCUAAGAAAACCGCUGCUGCUACAUCUAAAGUAUCUUCAGCGAAGGCAGCCAGCAGUAGCACAAAGAAACUAAAAGAUUACAGUGAUAGUGAUGGAGAUGACUCUGCCAAGCCCUCUGCAUCGACCAGCGGUAGCACACGCAAGCCAGCUGGACGCCAGGGAAAGCAAGCGCGUCAGAACCUGGCCGACUACAGUGACAGUGACGGUGACGGCAGUGCUCCCCCAGCAAAGGCGGCAACCCAGUCGUCCAGUCCGCGUAAGGCUGCGGCUCGUCCGACAAAGCAAGCACGUCAGAAUUUAGCUGAUUACAGUGACAGUGGCGGUGAUGAUGCUCCCGCUGCUGGUGCUGCUCCAGCAGGUGGUGCCUCAACCAGUCCCCGGAAGGCCAAACCAGUGAAGAAAAACCUUGCUGAUUAUAGUGAUAGUGAUGGUGAAUCCAGGAAGCCACCUGCCCGUGUAGCAGCUCAGAAACGACCGAUGAAAGACUUUAGUGACAGUGAUAUAAGCGAAGAAGAGCGCCAACCGCUGAAGAAAAAACGUCCAGACACAGCUGCAGCAUCGACUGAUGCAACAUCGAGUUCAACUCUACCACGGUGUCAGUACGGUUCCCAAUGUUAUAGGAAGAACCCACAGCAUUUCCGUGAGUACUCGCAUCCGGACAAGGAUGAUGACGCAUCCGGUGAUGACAGUGCAGCUGCCACUGCAGCUGCCAGUGUUCCAGCUAGCCUGCCGGAGUGUCCAUUUGGACAACUAUGUUACAGGAAAAAUCCAAAGCACAAGCAAAUGUUUGCCCACAAUCUUCCAGGACCCCAGUCAGGCUCUGAUGAUGAUGGUGUCCGUCGCUCACGCAGGAAGAGGACACGCAGAAAAAUGACCAGCUUGCUGGCAGGAGACAGCGAUGAUGAUGGAGAGCCAAACGCGUACGAUCACAACGACUCGUUCCUGGACGAUUCUGAUGACAGCGAUGCCAGCUCACUAUCCCCGUCUGACUCUGAUGACACUGAUUUCAACCCCGGCAGUGAUUCUGACCUAGGAGAGCUGGUGUCUGAGGCCAAAGGCUUUCUACGCAAUAAGAAAAUGCACAAGCCAACCUGAUCAUCUUGCAGCCAGGUGCGCCACAGACAUGAGCGGACAGGUGUGUCUGUCUGUAUGCGUGUGUGUUUGUGUGUUUGUUUGUCUGUCUGUCUGUUGUUUAGUGACCGUGUCACUCAAUUGCUUGUGUUGCUUCACCUGAUGCGAUCCAUACCAUUUAAACCAGAACCAAUAGUUUUACUAGUCGCAUUACCAGCUUAUUAUCCAUACCUCUCCUUUCUGAUUGUAUGGAAUAAGAAGCGUCGAGUGGAGGUGUAAAUAAAUAGCAUUAAUUCGUGUAGGAUGUACAGCAUUCACACGAAAACCGAUCCACGUAUACAUUGUGUGGUCUUACUGCAAAGACAUAUUUGGUGGUAUGCUGAUGAUUAUCUAGUUGCUUAUUCACAUGACUUACAUUGUAAGUAGUUUUACUGGGCAGCUGGUCUGCCUUGCAGAUUUUUACUUGAAGUAGCUUUAAUGAUAUUUUUACAUCUCCAACCUUUUUGUGAUGUGAGGUAUGGUGUACGUGUGUCCUCGUUCCACAUUAAUUUUAAUUUGCAUGUGCUGUUGUUGCCCAGUGCCAUUGCCAUUGCCAUUGCCACUGGCCCUGUUUAUAACUGCGGGCUAGUCCUUCUUGCUAUGUAAGCGAAAUUAGUCGCAGCUGGUAUCCUUUCUUCGGAGCAUUGUAACGUCAUUAUGCUGUUGUUAAAAAAAAUCUUGGUAGACUGCAGCAACGUACUGGCCUACUUUGCAAGCCCGUCACAUUGUAUUAUGCUUUCUCCUGGGCAGCCUAUCAGUACUUGUAGUACUGUAUGAUUGUACUAGUUAAUACACCUGUGCAAUUAGUAUUAUUACAAGUUUACAUGUAUAUUAAAUGUAUUUUAAAAAUUCGACGCUGGCUUCAUGCA